Molecule: messenger RNA, 25647 nt
Organism: Podarcis lilfordi (Lilford's wall lizard)
Lineage: Eukaryota; Metazoa; Chordata; Lepidosauria; Squamata; Lacertidae
Source: the annotation of a GenBank genome assembly
AUGGCAAAUUGUUCCCUUCCCCCACCUGGUAAUGUUCUGACUAGGUUGCUUUUCUGACAUAAAGGGGCUGCAGGGGUGUUUAUGGAGAGGGGGCUCAGGGGGGCCAGGGCACAUUCCCACACUUGUUUGUCCUGGAAAUUAUAAAUAGGGUUGACACAUAAAUUGUGUCCCAUAAAUAGGGACACAAAAACUUUUUUGGGGGGGACGACAAAGUUGUUGAGUGAGGGCAGGCCGUAAAUUUGUACAAUAUUAAUUAUUAAAUUCAAAAGGGAUCCAAACCCUACCAAAAAAAGCCUUCUGAACAUUUCAUUAAUAUUAUGGUGGGGGAAUAGCUGGAAGAUCACUGUUGAGGGCUCAGAGGCUCCUGGACUUUCCACGGGAAUUCUCUUUGCAUAAGCUCUCUUCUCUUCACAAUGGAGGCCAAACCACCCAUCACUAUCAUGAUAAAAAGCACAGUCACUCCCAAUCAUAACUCUCACCAACUUCCUGCUGAAACAAGGUGCUGUCUGCAGCAAACCAACAACCUACUCUUGUCCCCUCCCUUUGCUACAUAUGAGUAACAGUGUUAGAAACUGAGAUAAGAAAGCUAGGAGCUGAAUGGCACCUUAAACCUAGGUUACGGGCACACUUUUUAUAACAAGAAUACAAAGCUGAAAAUGAAUGAACUGCAGUUAAAAUAUGUUCAUUUUUCACGUGGUGUAGCCCUUCCCUUGCCCAUCCCCCUAAUAUUCUUAAGAGAGUCUCUCCUCCAGGAUGCUGCUGCCCAGCCAUGAGAGUGACUGGCCAAACACACCUUUCAAGGAUCACUCCCCCACCCCCGUAAUUUGCAAGAGGACAGGGUGUGUGGGUACACACACAGUCACUGCCAUCUCCCCUCCCCUCCUAGCUUGGGGUGGGAGUGGGAGAGGCUAAGUCAUGAGCACAGCAUUGUACCCAGGUGGCACAAUCUCCCUUCUCUCCCACUUCACACACAUUUAACAGUAUGCUGGCUCAGGAACUGUGUGCUCCAGUUGAAAUUCCUCCCUUCUGCGUGUCCAGCAGGGAGGUUCACCCCAUUACCCGCAGAAGUGGCUGAGAUGCUCCUGCAUGGGGUUUACCUCUUUGCUCUGUCUUUGGCAAGCGCCAUGACAGUUAAGGCAACAUGUUAAGACAUUCCUAGUAUUGUUUGUAGCGGGAACACAUUAAUCCCCUGCCCCAGGCUCAGAUGCUCUCCUGGGAUUCCUGAUUGGGGCUCAGCAACUUCAUUCCUGUGUCUUUGCUGCUCAGAAUCACCUCCAUCCUGGAUGCUGCUCAAUAAAGGCUGUGAAUUUGCAUAUUUGUUGAUAGGGCAUGAUAGAGAGGGAUUGGAGUCUGAAGGGCUCAGGCACUGUUAGGGGGCAACGCCCCACCCCCACGGCCCCAUCUCUUGACCCAUUCUCCUCCCUUUUAAAAACUUCAUUUAAAAAACCCAAGUUUUCUUCCAGGGUGUCUGGGUGAAUUGCAAAACACAAUGCAGGUGAAACCACAACCAUCCACCUUAAUUUGCCCAGAGGCUGUGGCUGCAGAGAUGGAUGUGGAAGAGACAUGUUUUGUUGCAGCUGGGGCAGAUGAAGGUGUCCAGUUGUGCUGCUGCAGAUGCACCAUGGUGAUAUUCAAAUAUGUGGGUGUAAUGGGUCUGUACCCCAGUCCUUUAAAUUCUAUGGGUUACUUCCUGUUCUCCCCUCUCAGGUUCCCUGCAGGCUUCUCAAAUCACUUGUGGGAAGCAAUGAAGAGUCAUGCUGAGAUGCUGCCCAGCAGGGCAGGGCUGGCCAAUAGGGCAGAAGAGAAAGUGGUCAUAGGGUGGGGGGCUAAAUACAGGAGCCAGAAGGUUGGUCUAAGCAAUGCUCACCUGAUGCGCUUAGGUACGUAUGAAUGAAGGGUGGGUGUCCUGGUGUGGGGUCAUAUCCUGCAUGGGGACCUGUGACCCCUGCAUGACAGACACGAGCUCUUCUACCUCUCCAGGGUGCCAGCCCUUCAUAAUCAGGAGUUAAGGCAGUGGGGCAAGGGGUGGAGUAGCAAAAGCCUCCUUCAGUGCCCGACUCCUGUGUGCUGCUGUGGCUGUUAGGAACCUGCCCUGUGGAGCUGCUGGUAUUGUGGCCUUGAUCUUUCUCUUUUGCCCCUGACUAGAGGUCGUCCCCCCCCAAGAUAUGCCAAAGGUGAGUAGGGGGCAGAGGCUCCAUCUCCAUCCCCAGCUCCCCAGACAAGUGCCCAACAGGAGGCAUGCUACAGCUGCUGUUGUAGGGUCUCCUGUCCCUCCCAUUGGCUCCUUGUCAAAAGACUUUGCUUCCCUGAGUGGGUCUUGAGCCCUUGGCCCAGAAGGGCUGUGGGAUCCUUGUCCCUUGUCUCCUGUUCCCCCUAUGUGUGGAGACAGACAGUAGCAGGUAUCAGCUGUGAGGCGGGUCUCUCUGGCAUGGGUGUGUGUUCCCUAUUGUGCUAAGUUCAUGCUUGUGGGUUGGCGUCAUCACCAGGACCAUCCCAGGUUGCCAUGCUUUGUUUCUAGGGAUGCUGUGAACAUUCUUGUCAUUUUGUAUUGAAAAGAGGACGAGCCCUUUUGGAAAAAUGGAAGCGGAGUUGCAGAGACUCUAGUUCCAACUUGAAUCGAAGCAACGAGGAUUGGGGGUUGCUAAAUCUUUCACGGUUUUUUGUUUGUUUUGUAAAGCAGGAAAGCCCGGCUCGAGGGAAUUCAACCCAGAGCAACAAAGAGGAGGGAGGCAGCAGAGGUCUGAUGCGACUUAUCAGGCUAAGCCCGGGAAGAGCCCGCAUUCAGGGUUGACCCAGCAGCAUCGGAGCGGGGAGGGCUUCUGUUUACUAUGUUAAGAGUCCACUGGAGUCGUCCUAAUGGAUGGGGCUGCCUUAAACGGGACACGGAUGUCUUAAAUGGAACUUUACUUUUAGUAUACUAUAACCACGAGCAGUAUAAGAUCAAAGCCGCAAUCCUGUGCACGCUUAUUUGGACAUGAGCCCCAUUUAAAUUCGAGGUAUAGUGGGUCUCAUUUCCAAGGAAACCCGCAGCGGAAGCCUCUUGCGCCUUUGAUCUGAAUUAGCGCACCGGGGCAGUGGAACUGCGGCCUCCGGGACCAGCGAUGCCACCACUCGCGACCGCCUUGGGGCUGCUGUACGCUAUGCUGCGUUUGCUGCUGUUCCAGGACAGGGCAGGCACCGUCGGGCCAGCGGAGCCGCCUUGAUCCAGUCCCGGGGCAGGAUCAAGAGGACGGACGCCCGGCGAAGACUGCUGCUGUUGCCCCUCCAGCCGGCCGGCCGGGGGCAGCCUGCCCCGCGCCCAGGAAGAAGCCGGGCCAAGCCGCGGCGAGGAGGCCUCUGGGCCGGCGACAGGGGGCUCUUGCUGGGCGGGCCCUUUGGCGGCGGCGGCGGCCCCCUCCCCUCCCUAGUGGGCAGCGGCGGCGGCUCCGGCUCCGCCCCGCGAGGGCAGGCCAGGGAAGCAGGCGCGGCCGCCGCCACUUCGACUCGGGCAGGCGGAGAGAGGGACAAGCCGAGCGCCUCUGGCGAAGCCGCGGCUGGACAGGGCGCAGCAGGUGGGCGCGACGGCGGGUGGAGGGAGCGAGGCGGGGGGCGAGGGGGUGGUGGCACCGCCUCGGCUUUGUUUCCCGGCGCUCGCACCCUGGCCGGCUCCGCGUGGCAAGCGCCUGGCAUCGGGAGCAGCCGGAGUAGGACACGGCGAACCGGCGCGCGACUCCUCGGCUGCCUGCGCGACGGAAGAAGGCGUCCUUUUUUUCGGGUGCGCGCGCGCAAAAAGAGCUCAGACCCGUUUCUACCUCCCCCACGCCGGGCGCGGGCUGAGACCCUUUUGACCCCCGGGCAAGCGGGUCCCCUCACCGGUCCCGGGAGGCAGCGAAAGUUUGCCCGCAGGGGAACGCGCCCUGGAACUUUCCUCCCCGACGGCAAAGGCGGAGCUGCCGCUGCGUCCAGACGCGGUUGCCGGGGGGCUUGAAAACCGAGCUUGGCGGAGGGAGGCGUCCCCUCCCCUCCCCGGCUUCGCGGUUAGAAGCGCGCUGUGCAGCCUCGCCCAGGUAGGGCAGAGGGGGUGGGGAGGACCUCCUCGUCCCGUGCAGCUUCCGACGCGCGGAGACAAAGCGCUCCGGCCCAGCAACGCCGGGGAGGGGGGCAACAAAACAGGCCCAGGGGUCUCCACGUCUCCGGAAGGCCUUUUCCCACCUGCACUCUUCACGUCGGAAGCAAAUGUGUGAAUGAGCGCCAUGUGGGUCAGAGGAUGCGGGAGAAAUCUCGUGGCAGGAGAAUUUGCGGAAAGUUGGAAUAAUACUUGGGGAUUCCAUGGCGCUUUGGUAGGGGGUGUCCCCCCGUUUAGUCCCUGAGUCAGGAAGCCCAAAUGGCGCUGACUCGUCCCUGCCGAUGGUUAUCACAGAAAACUCCGACGACCACUAAGAGUUUUGUGCUAAACAGCUGGCCUGGGAUGGCCCCGCAAAGGUUCCCCAAAAUCUGCGCUUGGGACAGCCUGACCCUGUUUAACGGUAGGGUAUGCCUGCCCUCAACAUUCUCCCAAGGUUUUGAGAGUAAGACCAAGUUAUAAAGACAAGAAAUCCCUUGCCUUCCCCCAAGACCCCCUUCCAUUCUGAUCUGUUUUCCACUCCGUGUCUUGUGAGUGGCAAAGACCAGUUGAGAGCUGAGCUUGGGGGUCCGGGUUACACGCCCCCCCCCCCGCCAGCUGCUGCAUGUGGCUGUGUCCAUCUUCAACACCAGCCCCAUCUCGUUUGGAUGUGUUACAGGAUUUGCGGGGGGGGCGGGGAGCUCAUACCCUCAGGUUCAGGUUGCUGCUUCAUGUGUUAUGAAUCUCCUCCCCCAAGAGAGAAUUUUCUUCAUGUGACUGUUGAACCCUCAACUGAGAGUUCUGGAUGCUCAAAGAAAUUUUGGAGAGGGGGUUAUAUGUGGGAAAUGAGCACAGCCAGAUGUCCCUUCAAUUUUGGACAGGAUGACAGUUUUGGUCAAUGAGACAGAAUGAUUCAGUCAGGUUCUCUUCCAUCCCAGUGCAGACCCUGUCCCAAAUGGGUGUGUCCUAAAUAUGACCAUGCUCUAAUUGACAAUCUUGGGAAUGUAGGUGCUCCACUUACAGGGUUCGGAGGAGGCAGCACAGCGAAUAUGGCAAAUAAGUUUUGUGCAGGCACGGGAGCCAGCUGUGGCCACAAGGGUCCCACAGUUGACUUGGCAUAAGAUAUUGAGUUGAAGCAUCAGGCUUCUUGAUUGUUAAUGUCUAACUAACAUUCCCACCCACCCACAACAUUUGUAAAUGGAUUCAUUCCAGCUCCUUUGUUUUUAUGGCUACUGGCUUAAAUGAACUCCCUGUGAACAGAUGCUUUGUGCGUUAUUGUUUUUUGAAAAAGUGUGCUGGGAAUCAAGUUUCCAGGAUUUCCAGAUUCAUUCCACUGCCACCAUGCUCUUUUACCCUGCCUUCCAUGUUUGCUUUUCCUGCGGAAAGGGGAAGCCUGCCCUCUCUUCCUGCUGUUGCUGCGGGUGUCUCUGGGCUGUCCAGCUGUGGACAGUUCAGGGCUGGAGGAAAGGAAGGAUGUGUUGUCGUUCACAAGGAAAUCCACUUUUCUGAGUUUGUGUUGUGCCCCAAGGUGACUGGGCUCAUCUCUGCAGCACAUGGGGACACCUUUUCAUCUUGAGUCAGCAGGGUGGCUGAGUAAUAUAUUUCCUACAUGGUUUUCUUAAAUUAAAAUAUUUCAUCCAAAUGGCUUCCAACAUAAUUGAGAGAGAGAGAGAGAGAAUAUAUAUAUAUUCAUACCAAAUGCAAUGCAGUAAAAGCAACUGCCUUUGCACAAACAAGAAACUGAUAGGAAAUAUGAAGCCUUGAGCCCCCGGGCUGCCUCCUGACUUUAAAUGUUCAGAGAUUCAGACAAAAGGAAGUCCUUCCUUGCUCAGUGCAUAGUUAUAUUAUGGCAUUCACUACCACAAGCUCUAGUGAUGGUCACCAACUUGGAUGGCUUUAUAAGGUAAUUAGAUUAGUUCAGGGAGGAUAAAGCUUUGUUCUCCCUUGGCUGUUGGAAGCUGUAUGCCUCUGAAGUUGUUGGGAAUUAUAGGUGGGGAGAGUAGAUGUUAUGCUCAAGUCCUGCUUGUAGGCUUCCUAUAGGUAUCUGGUUAGUUUGCAGUGUUUCUCUAACUUGGGUUUCCAGAUUUUGUUGGACUACAACUCCCAUCAUCCCUAGCUAGCAGGUCCAGUGAUCAGGGAUGAUGGGACUUGUAGUCCUACAACAGCUGGAGACCCAAGUUUGAGAAACACAUUGAACCCCACCUUUCCUCCAAGGAGCUCAAGGUGCUGUAGUUCAUGCUACUCUUUCUCCACAUUUUGUCCUCACAACAAUCUUGCAAGGUAGGUUAGUCUGUGAGACCGUGACUGGCUGGCCCAAGAUCAACCUGUGAGCUUCAUGACCCAGUAGGGGUUUGAAACCCAGUCUCCCAGGUCCUAGUCCAACACUUUGCACCACACUGGCUCUCUAGUUGGCUGCUAUGAGAACAAGAUGCUGGACUAGUUGGGCCCUCAGCCUGAACCAGCUUUAGGGCCUUUCUCACGAGAAGCCACUGCUUUUAGCUUCACUCUUGCAAAUGCUCCUUGGUGGAUUAUGACCUCCUUCCAUCGAGGGAUGCUUUCUAUGCCUUUCAAAAUCUACUUGAGGAUCUCAUUCUUGCUCUGCAGCAAAACAUGGCAGGAAGUUUUCAUUUGGGCUGCUUGGCCAAAUUCCUCUUGUAGGGCUUCUGAUAAGCUUCCAAAGAGCCCAAUGUGAUUUCACUCUGGUUCAACGCUUGGGUGGCAGGGGAAUCUUCCUAUGAUGUGUGAAUACUCUCAUCCCUUGUUUGCUUAAAAGCAGCUGAAGCAAACUGUAAAAUGGGUGUGCAUGCCACCUAAUUUGCCCUCCCUUGGUCUAGAACUGGAGACCUUGCCCCAGACUCCUCUCUUGUUAUGGCAGCACUGAGCAUAAGGGACAGGUCUGUUUAGCUAAAUGGGCGGCGUUUUAAGGAGCUGACAAACAUGGGUGUUGCUGGCUCAAACCUGGCCUGCCCCCACAGGCUUGUGCAACCUGCUGGGUGCUGGGCCUGCAGCUGGAAGCCAAUGUGGUCUCUUUGCAUAGAUGCCUCAUCAUAGCUAGAUUUUGACUCUCCUCUUUCAGUUAGGGGAGGCCGGCUGGGCCUGAACCCUUGACCAUACCCAGCCAGCCUGCGCUUUCUGCGCUGGAAGGCUCCUUUCCAUUUUGGGCUAGGCUGGAGGCCGGGCUCCAAGGCUGCUGUUGCAUCAGUGUUCUGGGGGCAGCCUUGCCUUAUCACACCAAGAGAUCCUCAGACAAAGGAAUCCACUGCAGACGAUAGACUGACUAAUCUAUUUGAGACGGUGCCAGCAUCAUAUUGGAGAUGCCAAUCUGGCACCUUGUCUGGUGACUCUUCCUCUGCUGCCAAGGCUGUGGGUGCCUUUCCUGGAAGAAGCAUCUUUUUGCUUUGGGGCACUCAGAGCCUGCCUUGACCACAGGAGACCCAGCUUGCGGUGGCGGCGGCGGCAGCAUUUCAUGCUCUCUCUCUUUUUUACUAGCAUCACUUAUCCAAAGACAUAUAACUGUGAGAUAGAUAUUUGCACUCUGAAAGGAGAGGCAUUUGGAAAAAGGUGAAGCUGCAGAUACUGCAUUCACUCUGAUGCUUAGGGAAAUGAGAGAUAUGAACAUAUGAAGCUACUGUACCUUUUACCAGGUCAGACCAUUGGUCCAGAUAGUUCAGUAUUGUUUACACUGACUGGCAGCAGUGGCUCUUCAAGCUUUCAGGCAGGGGUCUCUCCCAACCCUCCCUGGAAAUGCCACUGGGGAUUGAACCAGAGACCUUCUGCAUGCAAAGCAGCUGAUCAACCCCAGGCUCUUGAAACUGGUGGCUCUCCAAGGCUGGGAGGCAAGAACUGCUGAGUUUAGGCACCUGGCUCCCAAAGGGGAACCUGAUACACAGAGUUUCUGUGCUGAGAUGCCCCUUCCUGGGCAGGGUUUGGAUUUUGGCAAGGGUGGCUCCUUCAGCGCUCAACCCUUCUUCAUAGGGGGUUGAGUAUCAGAACUCCUGGGGGCUUCAUGGUUGUGCUUAUGCCUCAUAGGGACCUCGGGGGCAGGAUCCUGGGCCUUUCACACAUGCUUGUGGGGCAGUGUGGUUGCUGGACAACUACUGAAAGCACAGAAAGAGUACUGUAUGUGCAAAAAGGAGGUGCUGUGUGGUAUGGAGCACAGCUUAACUCUGGGAUGUCCCCAGAACGCCCUGUAGGCUUUGGUGGUGGGAUUGGCACACAUUUCGCUGUUUAGCUUUGGAGUGUCAGAAUCUGGUGCCUCCGAAUCCUAUUGAAAACCAUUUCUUAGCCAUGUGCGUCAUUAUUAUCACAGUUAUGUCCCACCUUUGCUGCAAGGGUCCCAAGGUGGUGUACAAGGUUCUCCCCCUCCUCACGGUAUUCCCACAACAACCCUGUGAAGUAGGUGAGGCUGAGAGGCAGUGACUGGCCCAAGGUCACCUAGUGAGCUUCAUGGCCAAAUGGGGAUCCAAACCCUGGUCUCAUCGAGGUUGUAGUCUGGCACUCUCACCAAUACACCAUACACUUGACUUGGCUGUAGGAACAUCUUCUUAGCUGUCUAUCAUCUUUGCGAACACACUCCUUUUCUACUAAAGCACCACAUUUGAUUCCCUGCAGGAGACACUGGACCCUUUCAGUCCAGAAUUCAAAAGAUUCCUGUAAAUAGAGGCUGAGAGGCAGUGACUGGCCUAAGGGUCACCCAGUGACCUUCACGGCCAAGUGGGGAUUUGAACUCUAGGCUCCCAGGGCCUAGUCUGACAUUCUGACCACAACACCUUGUUUGACGGCGUUGCUUGCACCCAAAACGAGUGGGACACAGCGAUUCUGCACAAGACGUGGAGAGGGCUGUCCAGUUGAGGGGCAGGGACAGGCUGCAGGUGGUUUGGGGGUUCUGCAUCCUGCUUCUCCCCACAUGGGAAGCCCUCCGCAAGGCUGCUGGAAUAAGGCAGCGGAUGUGGGGCUUCCUGUUGUGGGAAAUGUGCAAGGCAGAAGAAGCAGAGUGCAGACCCAGCCUCUGUUGGCUUCCUCAUUUUUACUAAUAUUUAUUUGUUCAGCUCUUAAAGGGACUCGUGCUCAGUGACUCAUUACAGAGGAGGCUGGAGGUGACUGGGAGGAAGGUCCAUGCUCUGCUGGGCUGCUGCUGCUUGCAAGCAUUCAAAGAGCAGCAAAGACCUCUUCACGUAGCACACCAAGUUAAAGGAUGCAAUCCACUCCUACUUGUUGUGAUGGAUACCAUUAUGGAUGGCUUUGGAAGAGGAUUAGACAAAGGCUAUUGAUUCCCAGUUGCCACAGUGGCUGUGCUCUGCCUCUGAGUGCCAGUUGCUGGGAAUCACAGGUCUCAGAUCCUGCUUGUGGGCUUCCCAUUGGGGCAUCUGAUUGGCUGCUGAGAGAACCUGCUGAUCUGUUAGAGGGGCCUUUGUUAUGAUGCAGCUGCAGGGCUUUUUUGUGUUCUCAUGUUAAAGACAAAUGAAUGACUUGUUUUAUUUAUUCCUUUAUUAUUAUUUUAUUAUUGAAUUAAUAUCCCACCUUUUCCUCACUGAGCUUACCUGCUUCUCCUCCCCGUUCUUAUUUAAUCUCCACAACAGCCCUGUGAGGUAGGCUAGGCUGAGAGCCUGUGACUGGUCCCCAAGGUCACCCAGCGACCUUCAUGGCCAAGUGCGGAUUCGAACCCUGGUGUCACUUGUCAUAGGCCGACACCGUCACCACUGUACCACAGACUUGACUUGGCUGUAGGAACAUCUCUUAGCUGUCUAUCAUCUUUGCAGGCACACUCCUUUUCUACUAAAAUACCAUAUUUGAUUCCCUGCAGCAGGAGACACUAGACCCUUUCAGUCCAGAACUCAAAAAAUUCUGGUCAAUAGUGUUUCUGCCCAGCAGCACUUGGGCAGGCCAGACAGUAUUGCUUCUUCUUGGUGCCCAGUGUUUUCUGAAAACUAAAACCAAGCCUGCGCUCAGUGUGCCACAAAUAAGCUUUCUUGCCUGCCUGCCACCCUUCUAUGGCAAGAGGGGAAAUUGCUUGCUGAAUCAGCCCCCCAGCAAGAGGAUGUGGCACAGGAAAUGGAAGCAGCUUGGAAUCCCAGCAGAGGGAUCUGCAAAAACCUCCCCUCCCCACCCCAGCAACCUGGCCUCUCUCCCCAUGGAGUGCCCUUCAUUGCCAAGCUGGAGCCAAGCAGCUGCCUCUGAUGACAGAUUCAGUGGGGCUUCCAUUGUUGCACAGCCAGGAUUUUCCUCUCUGUUGGCAUUCAUCACUACAAGUAUGGCCAGUCGCAGCAAAGAGGAACCAGUGAAGGUAGAGUGAGUGUUGAUGCCUCAUAGCUGGAAAGGAUGGUAGUUCUCUCAUUGCUAACCAUCACCCUGCCUGUCAUUACAAGGCCAGCUGGCAGUGUGUCCCACCCCAGGAGCUUGGAAUGACCAUACUGCCCACUCUUUCCAUGGGGCUCAGUCACAGUGCCAUCUGUGUUCAGUGCCAGGGCCCAUCCUGCAAAUGGGUGCUCCUGUGGGCAUGCAGGACAUCCUUUGUCUGGAUCGCUGCUCUGUAAUUUGUAGUGUGAACAGUCCCACAUAAUCCAGAUUUCCAAUAGGUGGUGGAAUUCCCAGCCAUAGACAGGCUGUCUUGAGCCAACAGCACUCCCCACCUCAUUUAAAACUUAAGCAGGACCUCUGGGAGGUGGGUGCACUUCAGGCUUGUCAGAUCUCCUUGUUCUUUUUACUAGAACUCCAAGAUCUGCCAACCAGAGCCGGGUGCAAAGACACCGGAUUAACACACUGGAUUCCUUGGAGAACAUUCUGAGCCCAGGAAUUUGCUUUCAGUCCUAGAACUAAAUUGAGCUCAUUGUCCUUUCUCGGGUCUGUCUCUCUCACAUACAUUCAGCCCUGCCUACUCUAGGUAGUCUUCUCUUCACCAGGCUAAACAGUCCCAACUCCCUCAACUGUUCGCCUUCAGGCUUUAUUUCUAAACCCUUGAUUAUCUUGGUCGCCCUCCUCUGCAAACACUCCACCGUGUCAAUAUCCUUGUGGUGCCCAGAAGUGGACACAGGCCUCCAGGGGGUUGGUCUGACCAUGGCAGAAAAGCAGCUCUUUCCUUCUUUAUUGGCUGCUCCUGCCUUGGUGGGAAGAAGCUGCCUUCCUUGUGUAACUGACUGGGGAGACAUCCGAAAGGGUUAAAUGUCUCUGAGCACUAGGAAAUCAUUAACGAAGGUGGAUCCAGGGGAGGGGGGGUUCCUCUCUGGAGCUACGUGCCUGGCUGGGCUCACCCUGCCUGCACCUGAGUGAUGAUGGGGCCAUAGGAGUCUUGCUGAGGACAGGCUCUGUUGCUGCUUCUGGUGUGUUUUGGUGGAAGCUCUUCUGCUGAGAGCACCUCCUUUUGGAGGAAAAAGGGCGUGUUGGGGCAGCUCAGGACUGUUCGGGUCUGCUGUGCUGCCCCAGCAUACUGCUGUCUUUGGGGAACAAGGCUUCGUAAGGUGGCUGGGGCUGGAGCUCCCCUGUGCUUGCCUUUCAAGGUGAUGGGCGGCUCUGCUGCAAUCUGGAGGUCAUGUAAGGGGCCAUGCUGGCUGGUUUUUCUUUGCUCCUGGGAAGGUCAAAGGUGCCUCCUGAAGGGCUGCCUGAAUUUAUGCUCAGGGUUUAAACAGCCACUUUGGGAAAUGACUUCAGUGUUCCUAUUUGGCCAAUGAACUUCGUAUGGAGGGUUCACAGUGUCCCUAAGAGGAAUAGUGGCCAGGAUUUCUUGCAGAGCCUGAAAAGCUUGGAGUAUCUGUGACCCUGGACAGCUCCUCAAGCUGGCCCUAGCCUCAGGCCCAUGGCCCUUGGGGAGCUCCUCCUGGCUUCACCCAGUGCACACCCAGGCCCACUCUGAGACCCCUAGGUUACCUUUGGCUGGCAAUUAUUCAGGCUAGUGAGGCAGCCACAACAUCCACCCCUUUCUCCCCCCGCAGUUUGACUCAGCAGCCUGGAAUGUUCCUUCUCCAGCUCUCCUCCAGGGAACCAUCACUCCUCCUUCCUCCCAGGAGACAUCCUGGGUUCACAGGGAUGGGGCAUCUUUCAUCCAAAGAAAGUUCCUCAUUGGGAGGUCCCCAUCUGGCCCCAGAGGGUUUCCUAGUACAGCAAGGCUGUUGCUGUUCUGUUUUUCUCCCGGAAACGGGGGCUGCUUUGGGGUUUUUCCAGCCAAGCCAGGAACUGCAUACAUUGCCCUCUGCCCUGUUUCUAUAGGCCAUUCCACCCAUCCAUCAGUUUUGGAAGCUCCUAAGCCCCUGAGAGAGCCCCUUCAUGAGAGAUCUGGCGGCGGAAGUCCAAACAGCUCUCUGGGCUGCUCCCAGCCUUUAUUGCCUGGUCCCCUGAUGGCAAUUGGGGCUUGGCCCUGCCUGGGAUUUGGACUUGUUCCAGGCAUUUUCCAUGCUGUGCAACAGAGGGGCCUGCUGGAUGCCCUGGGUGAGGCGUGCUCUUUCUCUCUGCGUGUGACAUCAGACACACCCUUUAGUGUUUGUGCGCACAUGUCUGCAGAACAGAGUUGAAUCUCAUGAAAACCCUUUUUGACUGUCACAGCAGCCCCUCGGAAUCAUAGCUGUGUGAUGGUGCUGGGAAUGUUUUUACUCAAUCCCCAGCCUCUCUGCAGAACUGGGUAUCCCCAGAAGGAACGUUUUAAGAGGCUUCAAACAGAUCCAGAUCUGUACUUCUGAAAAAGAGAGGAAAAACCUCAGUAUAGCUUGGAAAACCUUCAUGCUGCUCUUGACAAAGUGUUUCUGCAUGUUUGGACUGAGAGGUUCAAGAGACCUUUUUCACUGCAUUGGUCCCUUGGGCUCCUUCACCCAACCCAGCACCCCUGCCUAGAUACCCCUCUGGACCUGUGUCUUCUGCACCCAUUUCUCAGCAUAUCAUGGGAAAGUUUGUGGUGGGAAACGGAGGCUUCUCCACUGCACAGAGGGUGCCUCUAUGCAGCUUGAGUGUAAUGUGUUGGCAGCUGCCUUUUGGGGACCCCGUCCUUCUAAAGCUGCCCAGGAAAGAAAGUUUUUUGGCCUCCCAACUGGGGUGGCUUUACCUUCUGGGACUGCAGCACCUUCUGCAAGCUCCACAUUUCUCUGGGGUGACUGAUCCAUCUCAGCACCUUUGCAGCCUGGCAGGUGGGUCUUGGUGGCAUUAGCCCUCCCAGGACACCCUCCCUGCCACUCUGCUUUCUAGCUACAGCCUUGAGCCAAGAGCAGUUGCUGCCUCCAGGUCUCUAAUCUCUCCCCCCCCCCGCCACACACACACACACACACACACACUUUCAUUGAAUGUUUGGCAUCUCCCAGACUAAAAAUACAACUCCAGAAUAGAGGCAGCUCUUGAAGAGGGGUCCCCCUUGUGCCCCGUCACGUGGCCGCACAAAAUGUCAGAGGCAGCUGACCCCCUCUGUCUUGGUGCGUUCCCAAUUUAAGAGUCUGCCCUUUCCCACCUGCUGCUUUCACCAUCCUCGGGAGAUGCCUCCCUAUUCUUUUUUGAGCCUGGAUCGUGCAGGGGCAAAAAAUAGACCGGAGGAUUUUCACAUCUGCCUUCCUUGUCAACCUUCAGGCCCUUCCUGCCAGCCCCGAGGUCUCUGCAUGGGGUCUGGAGAGAUGAGGGGCCAAACUCCAGGAGAAAUGGGUGGUGUGUGUGUGGGGAGGUUGGAAGACCAUCUCUGUUUGGUCUGAUGUAGGGCUCAGGCACAGUUAGAGAGGCAAGAGACCCCAUUCUGGAGUGGGGGUGUGUGUCUUUGGUAUCAAUGGUUUUCCUUCCCUGUCACUGCUUUCUUUUGCCCCCAGCUUUGUUUGCGAUGUGUCACUUGCACCUCUCAGGCGCUGCUUGCUCACCUGCUGACAUUGUCCACCUGGAUGACCAUUCUCUGGCCCAGCCACCUCCCCCUUGAGAAACCCAUUGGGACCCUUUUUCAUGGGUUUCUUACAGUGCCUUUUGUUCUCAGAUGGCCUGAAUCUCAUCACUUACUGGAUAUGAAUGCCAUCUGCAGCAAAGGGCACUUGGGCAUAUUUUUCAGCACUUGGAAAGAUACAUGAGUGGGACUUGAUGCUUCCCCAGUUGCCUGCUGCAUAUAACUUAAAAGCAACAAACCAUGGAAAACGAACACGUUCACACUUGGGACUGUGCGCACAUGCAGACAUGCACGCACGCACGCACACACACACACACACACCCUAGCUUGGCUUCCAGGGCACAUAGAAGGAAGUCCUUCUUCAAGCAGGGCGUAGUUAAAAUUAUGGAACUUGCUCCUGCAGGAGGCAAUGAUGGCCACCAACUUGCAAGGCUUUAAAAGAGGAUUCGACUGAUUCAUGGAGGAGAAGGCCAUCCAUGGCUACUAGCCACAAUGGCUACUCUCCCUUCACAGUUGGAGGCAGCCCUGCUUCCGAAUACCAUUUGCUGGAAACCAAAGGAGCCCUGUGAGUUCUUGUGCUUACAUCCUGCUUGUGGGUUUUCCACUAGGGCAUCUAGUUGGCUACUGUGAGAAGAGGAUGCUGGACUAGAUGGGCCAUUGGCCUGAUCCAGCAGCAGACUCUUCUUACAUUUCGGCGAGAAUGCCUUCAGCACGUGCAUUUGGAGAGGGAGGGCCAUGUUCCUUGUCCCUCCUUGUCCCCCUCCCCCCAAAACAAUGGGCUUUGCCUUGUUUGUGUGCCAAAGGGGAAAUCCAGGCCCCAGGGAGUCCUGCUGCCCAGCUGCAUGGAGAGGAGAGCUUCUGCUUCUUUGGCUUCUGCUUUGGGUUGCUGCCUGCCGCCUCUCGCCUGGUGUGUGUGUGUGUCUCUCUCACUAGCACCACCCAAACCUCCUGCAGCAAUGCUCUUAAGCAAUCCUAGCGGAGAGCAGGACCUGGCAGCUGGAGGAUGCUUACCUCACCCGACAAAAAUGCUCUGUUACUCAGAAAAUGAAAACUGUCUGAACUUUCUGGGCUGGGAGGAAUUGCUGGUGGUAUCUGUUUGAACCGCACCACGGCAGAGGUUACAGAGCCUCCGCAAAGGGGUAAUUUCGUAGCUUCUUGAGCGCCGCGGAGACUGUGAGCCAGCGACUCCUUGGCUGGGAGUCCGAAGGGACCUCGGUUCAUGCUUCAGCCUGCUGCUCAGAGAGGUGCUAGAGGAAACCCAGAAAAUGACUCACCAACUGUCAGGAGUCUGUGCCUGACUCUGGUUGCCUCCCAAAUACGGGAGCUCCUUUCCAGUUGGAGAGAAGUUGCUUCUGAUAGCUGCGUGGGCCAGAGGAACAGCGAAGGUCAAGGCCUUCCAGUGGAAAGCAGACACCGCUAUUAUGAGCUUGACUGCCAUUUGGAUGUUGCCUGUGUCUGGGGUGUCAUUGAGUGCUCUUGAGAAAAGGAGGGUUGAGUUGCCAUGGGGAAAUACCAUCCCCACUGGCAAUGGGCCCCAACAGGGAAUGCCUUCUUCCACAUUGCCCUUGUGACAAGGGCAUGUCGAGGGGCUUGCGUGUGCUGUGAAAAGGGCUGGUGCCAGUGCUGUGCCCUCUUAACACCUGGUGCAAAAAGCAGGGAAUCCGCUAGGGAGGAAGCAAGGAAGCCCUCUUUGAAGCCAGCGGGCGACAUGUCCUUUUCAGUUAUUUUCAUUUUUACGGGGCCUUCUGAUUCACCUAACCUUGGCAGGCCAGAAAAAGUGCUUGUGUGCGCAGCGAAUGGAAAUUGUGACCAAACAGCAUAGCAUGUAGGAAGACAAACGUCUUCCUUCCAGUGUUGCAAGCUGUGCCUGUGUGGGUGGGUUGGAGAUGCCACUGCUCUGAGUGUGUGUUUCCUUUCAGUUGAGCAAACAGUUGCUGGCUUGUCUCUCUGCAGGUGGGUGAGGCAAAACGACUCACCUCCAGCCUCUUUGACCCACCUGGCCUGUGAGGCCCCUGUGCAGAAUGUAGGCCCUUUGCUCCAUGGCACUGCAGGGUGGGGGGCCCCUUAUAGGCUCUUGGAUCAUGCCCACCACACCCCUGUAGCUCUUCCUGUGGGUGUGUGGUGGAAUUUUUACCUUGCCUGCCUGUUGCUAGCAAUUGUUUCCAACAGCCCUUUCACAGUAUCUGUCGCCAUCAAUUGCACACCCUACCCAAAAUGUCACACAUGGAGCUUGGGAGGAAGAUUCUGUGUUGCACGUGUCAGCCUUCCUUUUCCACCAAGAUUUGCCUGCCUGUAAGCAAACAUGGCACAAGGAGAAGGGGACGACAGAGGACAAGAUGGCUGGACAGUGUUCUCGAAGCGACAAACAUGAAUCUGACCAAACUGCGGGAGGCAGUGGAAGAUAGGAGUGCCUGGCGUGCUCUGGUCCAUGGAGUCACGAAGAGUCGGACAUGACUAAACGACUGGACAACAACAAGCAAACAUUUCCUUUUCCAGUGGAAGAAGGCCUCCAUGAGGUAGUGAUGGCCACCUGCUGCUGACAUGGAUGGCUUUAAAAGAGAAUUGGACAAGUUCAUGGAGGGUGAUCGGGCUCACGAUGGCUGGGUUCAGAGUCUGCCCGCCAUCGCCACCACCAGAGAAGUGAGGACAAGUGGUGGCGGCUUCCUGUAAGAUCUCGCAGAGCUCAUGUGGGAUCUUGCCAGAAGCUGCCACUAUGCGAUCCCAGUAAGCAGGGCUUUGGUGGGAGGGUUGCAACUUCUAGUUUCCCCUCAUGUGGGAAGAUGGAACAUGUUGCCCUAGGCCAUGGUCUUACCUGCCCUGCCAGAGGUAGGAGGCCUUUGAGUACCAUGGGCUGCUUGGAGUAGCAGGUGGGGAUAGCCCUGCCAUUGACCUGCUUGGUGGUUUUCCAGAAGAGAGGCAUCUGUCUGGCCCUUGUGAGAACAGAGUGCUAGACUAGACAGGCCCCCUUUGGCCUGAUCCAGCAGCCAGGCUCUUUAUGUGUGCAGUGGUUCUCAGUUCAAGAAACCCUCGCCCAUUUUAGCGGCACAAGAUCCCAUCCAGCUCUGUAACUUGGCAGAAAUCCUCGCAGGGUUUUGAAAAAGCCAGGGAGGAAGCCGGGCCUAUUUGACUAAUGCAGAUGAGAAACCCCAAAGGGGGCCAAGCUGAUAAGGUGGAUGCUUUGGGAUGUCAGCUGUGCAAAGGUAGCUUUUCCCCUCUCGUACCUCGGCUGGGGAAGGCAUCCUCUGGAUCGUCCCUUUAAGACAGUUAGGGCCAGCCACUGGGUCACUUGUCUUCUCUGGAGGCCUUCCUCAUGGAGGGAUCUUGUCUUUUCUAGGCUAUUUCCACCAGUUUCUGGGCUUUCUGAUCUCUUCUCCUAAGAAAGCAGAGGGAAUUCCCUCAGCCUUGACCCUUCAGGCCGAGAAAAGCCAGACUUUUGCUCUCUGCAGUCUUGUCCAGUUGGUUUUGUGGGCAAGAGCCUGCUGUUUUCCACAGGCAGCACCCUUUAGCCUGGUCCUAAAUGGAUGGACUCAAGGCGGCCAGGUGUCCCAUAGCACCUCCAGACACCUCCUAAGAGGAUGGAAUGUUUUGCUUCAAAUUGGCAUCUCGGAGCAAGCAACGGUUUGUUGUGGCACCAAAAAGUCGAAGUGCCUGUUGUUGAAAGAACACUCUGCUCCCAGCUCCGAGAUCCCUUAAUACCACCUGGUGCCCUGGCCAGCAGAGCCUGGAGCUGUGAGCCGCUUUCCUUCUGCAGGCUGCUCAGAGGAAGGAGUUGGCAAGGAAGGAGCCCUGGUCCCCAUGGGGAGAUUUUGCAAUGGCAGAGACGGAUUUGCAGUUAGCUCCGGCUUGUGCUGGGGCUGUAAUUGAUACCAGAUGAUGUGUGUGCGCGCGCCCACUCUCACCAGGUCUGGAAAAUCUCAGCUGUGCAGAUGGAAAUUCAAUCCACCUCUGCUCUGAUGGGGGAAGAGGAAAAGGUGCUGCGUGUUCCCCUCCUGCCUGCAGUAUCACCCGCCCCCCAAGUCACAUUCUUAGAGACCCCUUUCCCAUCCCAAAGGGCUGCCAUUUGCAUCCCUGCCCGCGGCAGAUGGCCUGGAUUCCUAUGCCUGCAUGAGGGAUGGUAAACUGAGUGACUUCCUGCUCAUUAGGAUCUGGUGCUAUUCCAAAUUUUGAAGGGCUUGCCUGUGUGGGGGGGAACAGGGGGAGGACUAUGGUUGUCUAAUAGUCUGGAAAACGGAUCAGGAUUGGUCUCGGCUGCACUCUCUCCCCCUCCCUGCCAUGGCUUCCCUUGAACUCCCACUGCUGCGAUAUCGGGCGCAAGAGGACAAAUGUGGGGAAGCUGGCUGUGCUGAAGCCCAAGAGCUGCCACUGUGCCUUCACUUUUGGAUACCUGAUUUAUGUCCCUCCCGCUGGAAAUAACUCCCUCCUAAGCUGCAGCUCUCCAAACAAAGAGCCACAGCGAGAGGGACUGUUUUGACCAAAUUUGGAGAAAACUUUCCUUGAGUCGUUGAGCAAUAUCAGCCUGUUGCCUCUGCCGGCCCCCCUCUUCUGCCACCAGGGAAACUCGGCUGCUCCUACAGUAGCAGCAGCAGCAGCAGGACGCCACCCUGUCCUGGGGGAGAUCCUCAAAGAUGGAGGCUCAGCGAGGGACAGUUGUGGCACUCGAUUCCCCUUUGGGUGUUUAGUAAACGCAGUAGAGCCCUUGCCAGAGAGACCUGCCUACUGGGGGAGCACCCAACCACUGGUGUCUCCCCCUUUGUGCAAGGCUGAGACAGGGUGCCUCUGUUUCCCUGGGAGGGCUCUGUUGCUUUGUGGGCAGCGGGCUUCAGGACCCUGAGAAGCCCCCGUUUCUGUGUUGUGCCUUCUGUAAAAUGCCUUGCAGCCUGUCCUGUUCUUUCCCCUCGUCCUGAAAGGCCACUUCCCACAAUGCCUCUUGCUUCUUGGGUGGCCAUACACAAGUCCUGCAGGAAUUCUGAACCCUGGAGCUCAGCUGACCUUCAGGGGUUUCCGAAGCAAAGUUGUCCAGCUGAUACAAGCCUGGCGUGUGGGCCUUGGUUGCACACAUUGCCUUGGGGGUAGCACAGGCAACCCUCUUAGGUGAGCAAGAGGAGACAGACGGGGCUCUUCUAAAUUCAGAAAGGAAGGUAGAUCGGUGGUGUUGCCUGGGCUGGGCUUAAUGCUGCCUUGGCAGUUGCAGAGAGAGAGUUUCAGCUGGCAAAGGGACUGGCCUCCUCUGGCACAGAGUUGCUCCUCCUGUAUCCCGUAUCCAGGAAGUCAAUUCUCUUCCUCCUCCCCAUUCUUUGAAAAUUGUGGCUGGCUUUGGGGCAAGGCCCCACGGCAAGAAGCUUCCUAAAGCAGCAUGUCAGAAUUUGUGCUCUUUGGCUUUUAUGUAUGGCCAGGAGUGCAUUUGCUUGAAAAAGAAAAGUUACUGUUUUUCAUUUUUCAUUUCCAGACAGAUACCAUAAAGACAGAAAGAUAACCAAUAACAGAAAAGCUUACAAAUCUCCCUACAAAGGGGGUGGGGGUGGGGCUUGGAUAAAGAGAUAUAAAUGCAUAGGUCUGAUAAUUUCUCUAAAGGAAAGUUAGUGCAAAAUCAUAUGCUAUAAAAAAGCUAUUUUGCAUUAAUUAAUACAUCUAAUAAAAACACUUUAGUAAGCUUGUCUGAUUUUGAGAGGCCUUUUAGUACCCUGAGCUUUUGCAUUAAUUAAUUUCUCAAUCAUUGCUGCUAGAGGCCCUUAAUUACAAUACCAAUAAUACUCCAGUGAUGAUAUUACUCCCCUUUCAGUCUUCCCCGAACUUUGCUAGAGCCAGGCGGCUGCCAUCAGAAGACAGUUCAUGAAAGCUUUGCUCAGAUUUUGGUUUGUGAAGAGGUUCACGUGAGUCAAUGGCAGGGUCCUGUUUGUGGGGAGGUGUGUAAUUUUUCUCCAAAAACCAGGUUCCAAAACGGCUGAGGCUGCGGGCAGAACCACCACCUAAAGCAGUAAUUGCCAGGUUCUGUGCAGUCCUUCCGACAUAAAGGCGUUAGGGCAAAUUUGAGAAAACCUCCCAGGAGUCAUGUCCCAUCUAUGCACAAUAGCUUCAGCGUGGCUUCUCUGACCUGGGUUGAUACAUGCCAGGUAUUAUUGCAGGAAGGGAAUAGUCACCCAGCUUGCCGUGAUCAAAGCCUUGCAUUGUUCUCUUGCCCUGUUCUGGGCUGUUUCCACUCUAAGAAGGGAAGCAUUUUUACUUCUAAGGACAUGUGCAGAAUCUCUGGCUGCAACCUGCUUUUCCCACCACUGCUCUGGCCAUGUCAUGAAGAACUUCACUUGGUGAAUUUCUGCAUGUCAGGCGGCCAUUAAGAGGCGCAGCUAAUAGAACCAUUUUUUUUGUAAACAGCUUUGAGGUUUUUCUACAAUCAAGCGGCAGAGGUGGUCUUGAGAAAUUUGAGAGCCCAAAGUUCUCCACUGUAAGCAGUAUAUAAUUUUUUUACAAAACAAAUAGAAUAAAACUGAAAGGAGAAGUUGAGGAUCCAAGAUUGCAGUCUACUUUUACUGGAGAGCAAGUCCUGCUGCAUUCAUUAGCGUGCAGCGUUGGAUUGGGCCAGAUGUGGUCAAGUACUGUAACCCUUUUCCUGAAGAUAAUACUUGCUGGCUUCUCUACAAGAAUGAUAGACUGUCACUACAUAGAACCAUCUGUUGCGAGUACUAACACAAUCAUGCGUAUUUUACUCAAAAAGUAAACACCGCUUACAUAGGAUUGCACCACCAACCAUUGUGUGCCCUGCCCUCUAUCCCCAUCCCAUGGCCCGAAGGGAGCUCAGGCAGGGACUCCCAUUUCAAAGCAGCAUUGCAGGGGGGCGGUGAGAUUUGCCUCCUCCUCCUCCUCCCCUUUGUCUUUGGUUUGUUUCGAAAGGAUUGAAAUGUUGGAAUUUCCUGGAGGCCAGGACUAUGGCUCACCCUCCUCUGGUUCCAGGCCAGCUAGUCCAGGCACGCGGCAGGAGCUCCAGUCUGGAGAGCAGCAGAUGCCUGCCUUCCAAAGGUUCCUUGACCUCUUUGCUAGCACAGGGAACAAGCAGGAAGGGGCUGCAGGUUGCGGGGCUGGGGGAAUGCAGUGAUUCCUUGGAAGAGGACUUUGCUCCUCUUCUCCAGGAGGGUUAGCAGAGCCCCCCUCACUGCAAAAAGCUGGAGAGGCAACCUCAGUCCUCCUAAGCGCCUGAUCUCUAGUGUAUCAACCCAGUGCUCCUGGAAUGUUUGCUGUUUCCAGAAAGGGGUCCUAAAUGACAGGCCUUGGUGUGUGUGUGUGUGUGUGUGUGUGUGAGAGAGAGAGAGAGAGAGAGAGAGAGAGAGAGAGAGAGGUGACUGGAUCUGUGAAACCAGACCAGAGUGGGACUUGGCACUCUCCUUUGCUACAGGGUUGAGUGGCUUCCCCAUCCCUCCCCACCAGCUGAAUACAUGCUCAGGAACAGCCUUGGCCCAGCUUUCUGUCACUGCCAGCUGGGACUUUAACCCUUGUCAGGGCUAGGAGCUGCUGAGGGAGGUGUGUGGAGCUGCACUGGAAAUUCAGGUGCAUGCAGUUCAGUACUUUUGGAAUUGUCCUUUCUACCACCACCCCAAAGCAACAAGGGGUUGGAAGAAACGAGUUGAGUCUCUCUCGGUCCUGCCUGCAAGCGUUUGGGUGACCUUGCUAGUCUGCCAGCCAGCAAGGCAGCAGUCCUCUCCUACUCCCCCUCUUCUCUGCCUGGGCAAGGAGGCUAACAGCCGCUCUCUUCCCUCUUCCCCCAGGACCCUUGUGCAGAGUCCCAGCCCGCAGCAGGAUGACUGAAGGCUUUGACUGCGCCAGCUGCAAGGAGUCCCUCUAUGGGCGCAAAUACAUUCAGGUGGACGAGGGGCCCUUCUGCAUCCCCUGCUAUGAUACCCACUUUGCCAACACCUGUGACGAGUGCAAGGAGCCCAUCGGGCACGACUGCAGGGUAAGGGGGCAAGGUGAGGGGAGGCCUCUGCUCAACUGACCCUGGGGGCGGUGGCUGCUCCUUGUCUUCCUGGUGCCUUUGGCCCAGGCAUGAGCUGGGAUCCUCCAAGCACAGGUGAUUUUUGCAGUGCCCCUCCUGCAUGUCAGGCACCAUUUGAAGUAACAACCAGCCUCCUGAAAGGGACCAGCUGUGAUACAAGGAAAGGACAGGCUAGGAAAGGAGGACCUUUUGCUCAGUGGAUAAUGAGAUGACUUGCCACCAGCCACCCCUGCUUGCUAGCCAGCAAGGUGAGCUGAACAAGACCUCCGUGGGGAAGGGAAAUGGCUCUCUUUGACUGCCAGGCAGCAUGGGAAAGGGGGGCCACCACCUCUGCCCUGCUUAGGAGCUUCCCAUUGGGGCAUCUUGAGAAGAGGCUGCUGGGGCAGGUAGACCCACUUUGGCCUGACUGCACCCCCAAAAUGGGAGGAAAUGGGCCCAUGCUUAGGGCUGCUUCUGUAUUUGCUCACCGGUGACCUUUGGGGAAUCAUAGACUUGGGAGGGACCCCAGGGCCCAUCUAGUCCAGCCCCCUAUGAUGCAGCAGCGCUUUGCUUCUUGGCCUCCUAGAGCCUCUUCCACAGAAAGAUAGGUAAGCGAGGGCUCCGAAUUCCUCCUCCUCAAAGGUGUGCGUUUGCCUCUUCCCUCCACCCCAGGAGCAUAGCGUAAGGGCGUUGUUUUCUCAGACAAGCCCCCUCCCACUGGCUCUCACUGCAAUUGCCCCCUGACCUCUCCUCUCCUCCGUUCCCAUCUCCAGGAGCUCUACUACGAGGACCGGCAUUACCACGAGGGCUGCUUCCGAUGCUUCCGGUGCGACCGCUCCCUAGCCGACGAGCCCUUCACCUGCCAGGGCCAGGAGCUGCUCUGCAACGACUGCUAUUGCCGGGAGUUCUCCUCCCAGUGUGUGGCCUGCCAGCAGGUGGUCAUGCCAGGUGGGCUGCUUUGCCCUUUCCCCCCCCCCGACCACGAGGGAGGGGGGCAAGGGGAGCUACCUCCGCAGCCGGGGUCACCACGGCUAGCAUGGGUUCCCUAGAAUCAUAGUGCUGUUGAUUUGGGAAGGACCCCCAAAGGACAUCCAAUCCAACCCCCUGCAAUGCCCCACCACAGGCUCCCGGAAGCUGGAGUACAAUGGCCAGACGUGGCACGAGCACUGCUUCCUCUGCAGCGGCUGCCAGCAGCCCAUCGGGGCUCGCUCCUUCAUCCCCGAGCAGAAGGACUACUACUGCGUCCCGUGCUACGAGAGCAAGUUCGCCCCCCGCUGCACCCACUGCAAGAAGGUGGGGCCCCGUCUGCUUUUUUAACUAGUGUGUGGGGGGAGGGGGACAGCUGGGCAGGGGGCCUCUCAGGCCCUGAAAGCUUGGGUUGGGUGGGUGGACAGGGGCUCUGUGCGUCUUACUCUUGUUCUUCCGCCUGUGUAGUCAGAGGCAGCAAUGCUUCUGGAUAUCAGUAGCUGGAAGGGAGAGUGCUGCUCUCAUGCUCAAAUUCUGCUUGUGGGUUUCCCACUGGAGCAGGGGCAGAUCUACUAUGAAACUAAUUAAGCUGAAGCUUCACUGCCCCUAAUCCCAGAGGGACCCCAGAAGCAAUUUAGUCCACAUUGCUUAACAAUUUUGGGUCUAGUAGACCCAACUGGAGUGGCACAAUGCAAAUUGGGGUGAGCUCCCAUUGCUUGGUCCCAGCUCCUGCCAACAUAGCAGUUCGAAAGAACAUCAAAGUGCAAGUAGAUAAAUAGGUACUGCUCAGGCAGGAAGGUAAACGGCGUUUCCGUGUGCUGCUCUGGUUCGCCAGAAGCAGCUUAGUCAUGCUGGCCACAUGACCCGGAAGCAGUCUGUGGACAAACGCCGGCUCCCUUGGCCAAGAAAGCGAGAUGAGCGCCACAACCCCAGAAUCGGUCAUGACAGGACCUAAUGGUCAGGGGUCCCUUUACCUUUACCUAUAUUUCAACAAUUCCAAAGUUUGACAGUCAGCAGCACAGACAUUGUAAAGGUGUCAGGACAACCCUAUUGAAGAAGCUAACAGUUGUGAUCCAAACCUCAUUGCUGGCUGCAUAGGAGCCCCCAUGACAGUUUCAGCUUCAAAAUGUAGUUGUUCUUUUUCUGCCAUUGCACUGGAGGCAUCCGAUUGGCCAGUGUGAGGGCAAGAUGCUGGACUGGAGGGGCAACCCUUGGCCCCAUCUAGCACCCAGACUCUUUUUCUGUUCUCCCGCUCAGUCGCUGACCAAGGGAGGCGUGACCUACCGGGACGAGCCCUGGCACAAGGAGUGCUUCGUCUGCACGAGCUGCCAGACCCCCCUGGCCGGGCAGCAGUUCACCUCUCAGGAAGACCAGCCCUACUGUGUCAAGUGCUUUGGGAGCCUCUACGCCAAGAAGUGCAGCGCCUGCACCAAGCCCAUCACAGGUGAGAUCGGGAGGUGGGCGGAGCCACGGAGGCCUCCUGCGGCCCCUGAGGGUGGGGGCCAGGGAGGGGUGCCCUGUUGCAAGUCCCAGCCCUGCCCACAUCCCAUUCUCCAUCCCCCUCUCUUUCUCCCCCCAGGCUUUGGAGGGGGCAAAUACGUCUCCUUUGAGGACCGCCACUGGCACCACAACUGCUUCAGCUGCUCCCGCUGUGCCGCCUCCCUCGUGGGCAAGGGCUUCAUCCCGGAGAAUGAGGAGAUCCUCUGCCGCGACUGCGCUAGCGACCUCUGAGGCCGGGCCUGGUGCCGGUUGUCUUCCAGGCUUCCUGCAUCCUGAAGCAGCAGCAACAGUGGGGCAGAGUGGGUGCUCCCUCCCUGCUCCCCUUUCCCUGCCUCUCUGUGGCUGGGCCUCAGGGGCUGGAUCCACAUGCCCCCAUAACUUUGUCCCCAGAGGUUGUGCUGCGAGGUGGGAGGCCGCUCCCUCCCUCCGUCCCCUGUCUCCUGCUGUUGCAGCCUAGCAAAGCCUGUCUAUGCAAGGCCAUCCCAGCAUGGGAUGCAGGGGGAAUGUAUGUCUGAAGCGGUUGCAGCCCCUCCCACCUCCCACCAACCCCUUCCCUGAGCCUCUAGGGAGGAGUCUCCAGUUUCUGGGGCUAGUAGCUCAAGCUCUCCCCCCCUGCCAAGAGUCCCACCUUCUCCCUGCUUUUGAAGUGAGGGAGGUGGAAGCAGAGGCUGGAGGGAGGGCACCACCCCACCUUCUCUUAGCAGCCUCUAAGGGAGGGUGCUGUGCCUCCCUGCCCCCCAGGGGUCCUGCCCCCCACCCAUCUUUCUCCCCCCAAGUGUUGUCUGCAGUGGUAGGAGGGGAGGGUGAGUGGACCCGGGAGCAAACUUGUCAAAACAGGCAAGGCUCCAGAAGUGGGUCUCCCUUGCAGGGUGGGCGCUGAGGGUGCUCAGGACCCUUUGGGUGGGCCUUGGCACUCUCUCCACCCACAGUGACUUUGUGGCCUGCUCAGCACCAGCUGCUCUGCCUAGCAGGAUCUCCAGAACGAUACCAAAGUGACCCCCCCAUCUUCUCCAGCUUCAGGAAGCCGCUUCCGGCUCCUAUUCUCUAUAUCCUAAACUUUUUUCCUGGCUCCUUCUCUCUCCCCUCUUCCAAGGAAUAUUUUGCCCCCAUCCUGUUCAUGUACUGUGUAGCCAGUUCCUUGGAUAUUUUGCAGUGGGGGAGUCAGUGUGUGUGUGUGUGUGUGUUUCUCUCUCUGCCUGUUGGAGGUGGUGGUGGGGGGACUCCUCCUAGCCUUGCCCAUAUCUGGCCAGUCUCUGCCCCGCCCCCCGCUUUCUGGCUUUAUAUAAUAAACCAUGUUACUGGACCAUG